AUGAAUAAGGUCACGUGUAAAGAUGGAGACGCAUUCGUUUACACUUUAGAGAAAAUAAAGGAUGAUGAUGUGUCUAUUGAGAACGUGGACUUGUAUACACCCGAUAAUAUGCUUACUGAAUAUGUAUUUGGUAGACAUUGUCAAACAAUUGGUUACAUAAGUAUAAAUAACAUGUCGUUACUUUCAUUAUCAUUCAAAUUUAUCAUGUGUUGGCCGGGUUGGGUGACAUACUUGGAAGCAAUAAAUAUAGUUGAUUGUGAUAUAGGAGAAAUGUUGCCAUCAGAACUUCCCUUUUUCAAAUAUUUGCAGGACUUUACUAUUACACGUGGGAAAUUUUUGCAAGUUAAAACCAAUCACUUUAAGAAUUCUUAUACUAUGGGUUUGCAUUUGACUUACACAGCUUUGUCGGCAAUAGAAAAAACUUCAUUUGCCAAUAUGAAAAACUUAAAUGAGGUCAAUAUAUCCCAUAAUAAUAUAAAUGAAUUGCCAAUGGAUUUAUUUCAAGGGACAUUUUAUAUUACUGUCCUAGAUAUUAGCUAUAAUAAACUGAUCACCAUACCUAAGGAAUUAUUUAAAGGUUUCAAAAUUUUGAAAGAACUGUACCUUCAGAAAAAUUCCCUCAAGGAGAUUUCUUUUCAAAGACCCGAAAAAUUAUUCCCAAUUAUAAGUGUAUUAAAUGUGUAUGGAAAUGCAUUAACUACCAUUGAGAUGGUUAAGAUUGAAAUUUAUAAUUUAGUAUUAGACAACAAUCAAAUAAGAAACCUUUCGGAUUCUGCAAUAUAUUAUCCCUCUUUAUCAAUGUUUUCCAUUUUGAAUAAUCCACUGGUCUGCGAUUGUCACAGCCUGAUAUACCUAAUAAAGUAUAGAGAUUGGGCCUUAAGCUCAAGACCGUAUAAGUUGUUCAACGUUAAAAAAUACGAACAGGCCAAAUGUUUGUUAGACACUGGUUACAAAUUCUUGAAAGAAAUUAUCUUAGAAAAUCUAUGCCCAAUUCAAAAUAACUGUUUCUACCAACAAAAAGCCCUGAUUUGUGAAAAUACAUCUUUAGCGGAUGUUCAAAAAUACUUUAAAUUGCAACCAAAAGACAUUAUUACCAUGAUGCUCAUUAAUGUUAGCGUUAUCACUUUAAAUGGAUCCGAUGUUUUUUGCAAAGUUGAAAGUCUAUCAAUAAAUCAAUCCAAAAUCAGUACAAUACCUUCCAAUUUUUUUGGUUGUUUUAAAAAUAUAUCAGACCUUUCUCUAUCUCUCAAUCAUAUUUCAGAAAUCAAAGAAGGGGCCUUUUCAGUUAUCGAUCAUUUAAUCCAUCUAAAUAUCGAUAGAAACGAAAUAAAAGAAAUAACGCAAAAUUAUUUUGGAAAAAAUUACGAUGUAAAAUUUAUUAAUAUCUCUAAAAACAGUUUAACAAACAUACACAAUCAAUCAUUUAUCAACCUAAAUAAAUUAAUAGUACUUGAUCUUUCAAACAACAUGCUAAAAAGUUUAGCGAUUAGGUAUCCAUCCUCAAUCAAGGUGUUAUACUUGCAUAAUAAUCUGUUAUUAACGUUGCCCGCCAUUUUAUCGAAAAUUAUUUAUGUGACCUUUUUUAAUAAUUUACUGGAUUGCAAUUCCUUAGCACCCUUUAUAAAAAGCUCCUACAUUCAGAAUCAAUCCAUUUUGACUAACAUAACUAAUUUGGUGACUGACUAUCAUAUUUUAGAGGUAGCUCAAACCAGUUGUCAAAUAAAUUGUCCAAAUCUUAACGAAAGUAAGGUACUUUACGUCAAGUCGUUGAAAAAUCUCGAGAUGGUAAAUGAUAGUUGUAAAUUUUUGCCAUCACUCCCGACUAACCGAGAUGUUUAUAUAAUAAAUUAUACCCAAAUAAAUAAUAAUACACGUGGUGGUUUUACUGUUAUAAAUUUAUUUAAAUGGAACGGCAAUGGCAGUCGAGAAUUGUACAGAAAAGUCGUCAAUGACUCAUAUGACACUAACAUUAAGAAAAAGGACAAGCAUGUUGAUAGCAAUAUAAUAGUGCUAAUCAUCAGUAUAAUCGUAUCGCUAGGUAUAUUUUUAUUCACAGUUUUGUUGUUUUACAAAUACCGAGAAAAGUCCAGAUUGGCUAAAAGGUUAAAAGAGGAUUAUUUAAACUAUAAUACCUUGUACGAGUACGGCCCUGAACAAUAUAAUUACAAUGAUGCCCAGGACACUCAAAUGAGUUAUGAUAAUGAAGAUAAUUUUAAAUAUUCAGAUAAAGAUUUAAAAUAUCAUAGCCCUUCACAUAAAAUAGAAAAGCGAAGUUCUAGUAUAUCUUUGUCAGAUGAAAACGAAGACUCUUACAAUAGAAAUAGACUUUCGGAAAUAGAUCCAAACACAAAUGGCAUCGAUAGCGUGAGUCCAUCCUAUGAUUCAUAUAAUUACGAUGAUUUAGCCACCUCAGGUUAUGAUAUGCAAAUGCUAAGGAAGGAUGGCUCAGAACUGGAUGAGAAUGAGGUUCGAAAGCCCUCGAAAUCAUUUGCUAAUUACGUUAUCGACGACAAAUCAUCCGAUUCCAAAGUCAAUCAUUUCGCGCUUUACAAAGACAAAAUGGGCGAGAUAUUUCCUAAGGAAUUGAAACAUUGGAGCAUUCGAGAUAUUAACGAGGUAGAACUCAAGUCGGAUAAUGAGGAUUUUGGGUCCGGGUCAGGGGGUUUAAGCCAUUAA
Messenger RNA from Gordionus sp. m RMFG-2023, 2676 nucleotides. RefSeq lists its product as uncharacterized. Gene Ontology annotation, cellular component: extracellular matrix. Lineage: Eukaryota; Metazoa; Nematomorpha; Gordioida; Chordodea; Parachordodidae. The transcript has a single exon. Gene Ontology annotation, molecular function: protein binding. The record is from RefSeq and is a predicted model, not a curated record. Bases 1 to 2676 code for a protein of 891 amino acids.